AUGACAGAAAAAGUUGACGACGCUGACUCCAAAACAGAAGAAAAGGACUCGGAACAGUGUGAGGAGGUAGUGGAAGAAGGUGACGGUGCACACUUUGUGAGUCACGGAGGAGAUCCUCGAUCACUUGAUUUGAACAGAUGCCUACUCCUUUCCAACCUGCCUUCUGUGUUCCUAAACGAUCCAUUUGAUGAGUUCAGCAAUACUAUGCUUGACUGGAUUGCCCAGGAUUUCAAGGUUGCUCGUGACGCCAUGGAAAAAAUUGUCCGCAUACCGAAGCUGCAGGCAGAUGCUGAGAAUCAGCAUAUUGGUGGUAGGAGGUUCUCACAAACUGCAUUUAUAGUUAGCGACGUGCGGUUUGCAACGUCGCGUCGCAUCAGACAGAGUGCGAUAGUCGAUCGUGUUUGGGUUGCGGAUCUGGCUCUUCGUGCCAUUAUUUCCUUCAAAUCUCGUGUGCAUAAGCACCGGGUAUUUGCGCAGAAGAGCUUGGCUGCUGAAUCGUCCAUCAAGUUGGACGUGAUAGACAGCAUUCCGCGUGAAUUUGUUGAAGUGGAAGAUGAUCUGGAAAUGGCUGAUGAAGUUGACGGGGAUGAAGAACUUGCUGAGGAGCACGACGAGAGUAACGAGCAAGACGAACCCAAACCGAAGGUCACAAAGACCGACGGUGAAGCGGUUUCAUCUAGCGCUGAAGAGCCAGCAGCUGAAGGUGACAAGGAACAGAAUGGAGUUGAAAACGGUGAGGAAACCGCGAAACCGAAGAAAAAGGAAUACGUCGACGAGGACCUCGAGGCUCCCUUUGAAAUAAGUUGGGAAGGUGCUCCAGAAUUCCAGUGGAAGUUAUGUCCUACACCUGCGGACACUCGCCGUCUAAUUUUGGAGAACGUUUUUUGGUCAGACUUGCAGAACGUGUUCAUCUACCGCGUAAUGUUAAAGGCAGAAACAGUUGACAUCAAUUUCCCAAUGCGUUUCAAUAUAGAGGGUUCAAAGCAGAUGUAUGGGAAGGUGACGAUGACGUUCCAGUGGAGUAUGCAAAUCAUGCAUGAGGCCAUGCGUCAUCUUAUCUAUGUACGUUGCCCUCUGGGUCGCCGAAUCAAGAUAUUUCUCCCUCAGACAACAAGCGCAAUGAAAUUGAAAGAGGAAUUCGAAGGCAAACUUGGGCGCACUAUCGAGCCAACUCGACGAAUGCAUCAGCUUAUCGUGAAAGUUCUUCCAGAAAAUUACGAGCUCACCCUUGAAGCUGCAAAAGAGAUGUUCGCUCCUUUGGAACCAGUCGAAGUUGAAAACGUGAAAGAUGACGCGGACCAGCCUUGUGCAAUCGUUACCAUGGCGAGCGUCGAGGAUACCAUCAAAGCGCAUUCAUCGACUUACUUUGUGACAAUAAAAGUGGAUGACAAAGACACUAAAUGCCAUGUGUUCCUUCGCGGAGUUGAAGCACAUUUUGGGUCGCUUCUAACGCGAUGGGAUAAGAAGAGAAACGAAAAUUCAAAGAAGUCUUCAAAGCGUCCUGCUGUUUCAGCAAAGCGUCCUGCUGGCGACAAGGCUGCUUCGGGCUCAGCUAAGAAACCACGUGGUUCCUCUAUACGAGGCACUCGAGGGUCAGGGCGCGGCUCAUCACGCGCGGCACGGUCAUUCGGUGGAAGAGGAAGAGGACGUGUAGAUCCAUAUUAUGGUGAUGUCUUCGGGUCUCGAUACGAAGCCGAAGCAAGAAUGCGACAAGAGAUCGAGUUACAGCAGAGAAUGAUCAGAGAACAGGAAAUGAUGGCUGCAAAACUACGCGAGCAAGAGCGUUUCGGAUAUGGUGGCAGACCUUAUGGUGGUUCUGCAUUCUCCUAUGGAAGAAGCAGCUAUGGUGGCGGUUACGAGUGA
Molecule: messenger RNA, 1863 nt
Organism: Haemonchus placei
Lineage: Eukaryota; Metazoa; Nematoda; Chromadorea; Rhabditida; Trichostrongylidae
Source: the annotation of a GenBank genome assembly